Molecule: messenger RNA, 1052 nt
Organism: Suillus fuscotomentosus
Lineage: Eukaryota; Fungi; Basidiomycota; Agaricomycetes; Boletales; Suillaceae
Exons: 15
Source: RefSeq, a predicted model, not a curated record
AAAAACACGGUACACUGCAAUCUCAUAUGCAACACUGUAACAUCAAACAAGCAACCCAGCUAACCUUGAUCUAAUUAGUAACAUUUCAGCUCUGGUCUCCUUCAAUUAAAUCCUACAGUACAUCGUUGCUGGUUCAUUUCCCAUCCUAUUAUUAUCUCUGAUAAGUAUCACUGCAGUAUCAGUUUGUAUCAGGCUUAAAAUAACUGAAGCAGUUUCACUGAUCCACUAAAUUCAUACCAAUGCCCAUCGAACUCUAUCACACUUAAGUAAUGCUCACCGUCGCUUCAUUCAAGACUGCGGACACGUACUACAAGGUGCACACUGAGUACAGUUAAUAUCCUGAUAUGUCUUCCCUACUAUCGAUCUCCGACAUGACGAAGUUGCAGACGGUCAAGUACGCCAAUUUGGGUAGUCUUGCAAUCCUUGUGUUUGAUUAUUGCAUCACCUUUUCCGAAGAGGUGCAAUGGACCUGGUUCAAACCAUGGGAUGUAACUCGUGUCAUAUUCAUCAUUUCCCGAUACUUACCUUUUGCGGGUGUUGGAAUGACCGCAUAUAACGCACUACGUGUCAGCAAUCAGUGUGCCUCUACUGUGGAAGAAAAUAUCGCUCACGUCAUAUGUAUCGUUGCUGCGGAAGCCUUGCUGGUUAUUCGGACCUGGGCAUUCUGGCAAAAGAGUAAAAUAUUACUGAUCGGGCUAUCUGUUUAUGGUGUGGUGCGUGUUUUGCAGAGGGGGAAUGAUAGCAUCGCCGCCUUUGCCGCAGACCUCAGUCCUACGAUGUUGAUUCCAGGAGAGGAGCCACCUCCAGGAACCUGUUACUUCGAGAGCACACGCAACGGUGCCAUCUCAUACUUGUUCUUGGCGAUGUACGAAAGCGUGAUGCUGAUCCUUAAUGUAUAUAAGAGGGUUCAUGAUUAUAAAAAUAUUCGGAGCAGAAUUGUGAUAACACUAUACCACGAUGGCAUCUUCUACAUGUUGUGCAUCCUCACCGUCACGCUCGUCAAUGUUAUCUUCGGGGGUGCACUUCCAAGCGCCUACAGCAAUAUGUUUGAC